Paraglomus brasilianum is the source of this 614-nucleotide messenger RNA. Lineage: Eukaryota; Fungi; Glomeromycota; Glomeromycetes; Paraglomerales; Paraglomeraceae. The record is from the annotation of a GenBank genome assembly.
AUAUAUCGCAGACGCUUUCUUUCGGUUUUCCUGAAAAAGAAGCCCUAGUACUCGGACGACCAUACUUGAUACCUGCCUCUUCAAAACCGAUUAGGUUAGAGCAACAGACAAGGACGGAAUUAACAGCGUUGCUCGAAAAGAACGAAAAGCUGUUGAGUGACAAAGAGCUAUGUUCAAAGUUAAAAGACGGCGGAGAGAAACUACGAGCUACAAAUGCACGCAUACGAGAACGACUACAAAAAUUCGACACGGUUACUCGUUCGUCUCAUGACGAGUUGUCGAUGAGAAAGAAGGACAACGAUCCCAAUGAAGAGUUUUCUAAUGACUUGGAAUCACAGUUGAGAAAGUUGUCAUUAAACUCAACAAUGAGUGGGAUUGGAACGGGACCAAAAUAUUACAAGGCUGUAAAGACAAAACUAUUAUCCGUCGAUGAAGCCGCGGCUAUUGAAGAGAAGCAAUUUAGGGCGUCUCGAUUGCAUAAAGUAAACGAAAAAACUGCUGUCUCGAAUAAGGUCGAUUUUGAUAGAUUUCGGGAUAGAGCGGACGAUGAUUCUAUUGAAUCAGAUUAUCUUGGUGGUGACUCUGAUGAAGAAGACGAAGAAGAUUAUUAUUGA